AUGAUCUUUGGUGUGAAUAUAUGUUUGGAAGGAUUUCAGAAUUCUUGUCCAACUGGAUCCCCACUGAACCCACGGAACCUCGACCAACCACAGUCAGCCAUUUCCCAUUUGAUGCGACCUCCGACCAAGUGCGACGGACACAGACGUCCGGUGAGAGGACUGGAUCUCUGCCUGCCGUCUUCGAUCAUUCAUAUCGAACUCCGUCGGGGGCGGGACUAUACUUAUGCACGGGCUAAAUUUAUUUGCUUUUUUUUUAGAUUCAAUCAGCCUAUAGCUAUGCCGAAAGACCCCAACGUUCUGAAUCUACUUGGAGAGGACAAAUCGACGCGGAUCCAGAAACGCCUACCUACUCAAAACGACGAAGAGAGAUUAUUGCCCGGUAGUACCAUACGUGGCGUAGUGAACGAGGAGCUUACAGGUGGUUGUUUUUCCAGGUCAGACCCUGCCGCGAUAAGGAUUAUACCUGGACGAGCGGGGCAAAAGUAUGGUCGCAAGAAUAAACCGAAUAUUCCAUCGUUGAAACCUCACGAUACAAUAUCACAACGUGCUCGAGAAAGCGGACCAGUUCAUGCGCAGGGGAAAGCAGAUCGGAGCAGCAACAGUCAAAGAAGUACUAGAGUUAUCGUCACCCGUCCAGAAAAUGGUGCCGUACACGACGAUCAGGAGCGGCCGUCGAAACGUCGGCGCAGAGAGAGCCAGGACACGUCCGGAGGGAUCAUAAGCAUUCUCGACGAUGAUAUCAUGGAGCAAAUCCCCCCGGAUAACUCAUAUUCUGCUGGACACUCGACACGGUUGUCGCCUUCACUCAGUCAACAUUCAGAAAGAACGAAGCUAUGGGAUCCGAGUUUCAAACGCAAUAGAGUUGACGAGUAUCGUGACGUGGAGAGGGGCAUCAAACCCCCUCGAACUCCCAAGCGAGGCUCUAUAAAAUACUCUCAAUUAUCUUCGGAUGGAUACUAUGAAGAGCGAUUUACUGAGGACGCAGCCAGAGAGAGGCGCGGGACGGCGUCAAAAGUGGAACCGGAGUCAACCAAAAUUGCGUGGCCAGAUCGAGUGGGGAAGCAUGAAGCCAUCGAGAGUGUCGAAGUACAUCCGCGUCUCUCGGAACAUCAAGAGGGUCCAAAUCUCCGUAGUCCUUCCGUUGGGACGGAUCAGAAUCAUCCAGACAAUCCGAGGGACAGUCCUGAUGAACUGCAAGGAGGCGCAACCGUCCAACCAGCUCCCAACACACUGAAAAGAGACCGUGAAAAAGAGACCACCAUUGCUAUGUCUGAAGCCAAAGAACAUCCAGGCAUAGUCGGUCGGCUGGCGUCUCCAUCUGAUAUACAGCCUACGGUAUUUACGGGCUCCUCCCAAAACCAUCGGAAAUCCGACAAGCGGAGAAAGGCUCCGGCAACGCCUGUCAAAUUAGCCGUUAAAUGCUUCUAUGCCACCUUCGUUCGAUUUGGGCCGCAUGAACACCGGUCAAGUCAAGCAUUUGAAAUAGGUGUGGAAACUACAGAGUCUACAAAGACUACAGAAACUAGUAUAACAUUUCCUUGGAACGGUCAAAGAACUUCUCUUGAGAGACUUGACAAGGUCGUACAGGGGGAGCCGCCUAGUCGGAGAGUUCGUCUACAGUUUUCCAGAAAAGGGGGGCUUGAUAACGAGAUGGACAUGGAAUUCUGCACGUCCGAGGAGCAGGAAACUUUGUGUAAUUUGUUAGAGAGAUGGCUGCACGGGCAACAUGUUCGGUGGCUAUACAGGCAGGAUGGUUGGUUGAAAGAUUCAUUCAUGAAACGGGCCGAAGAUCUGGCGGAACAGAAAGCGAAUGGAGCCAAGCGCCUUGGUGAAGACAAGCAAAAGCCCAUAUUAUACAGGGCGCCGGAAGUCGCUAAGAGGGUGAAAUUGUCGGACUCUUUACAGGACAAUAUUGAAAAUACUGCCGGACAAAUACAGCCUUCGGAUACCGCUUUGGUGGAAUGUUCGAAGUCCUCAGCAACCAAAACUUCGGGAACCUUAAACGCCGAAAGCACACGAGAACUACCUUCAAAUGAACAAGAAGCGGACAAAGCUCCUGUGAAGAAACUUUCCCCCAGAUCAUCAUUUUCUAAUCGGGCAACACGGUCAAUGUCGCGUCGGGCACCAGCAACAACAGUCUGUGAUGAUGAGGUUGAGGAUGAUGGCUCUCAGCAAAAGGCUGAAGAGACAGAUAAGAUAUGGCGCAAACCGCUUGUGUAUCCCCGCUUUGGCAAGAAAAAGGCUGAGGUCGAUGCCCAAGACCGUGAACGGCUGCGUGACAAUGAGUUCUUGAAUGAUAACCUCAUAGGCUUCUACAUGCGUUUUCUCGAAGAUCACUUAGAGCGGACUAACAAGGACGUAGCGAAGAGAGUCUAUUUCUUCAACUCGUACUUCUUCGCAACCCUGACAAACGUUAAGGGCAGAAGAAAUAUUAAUUAUGAAGGUGUUCAAAAGUGGACUCGCGCCGUUGACAUUUUCGGUUUCGAUUACAUCGUGGUCCCUAUCAAUGAAAACGCUCACUGUCGAAAUUUGGAACCUGCGAAAGACGAAGCAACCCGGCGUUCACUUGAGUCAAUGAGCUUGUUAGACAAAGAAGAAUCCAAAGACGGUGCACCAGAGUUGCCCCCUACAGAGUGGCCGGAGCAAGAAGAGAACCUUGCCUUUUCUCCCGCCAAGUUCUCCAGCCCUGCAGCUAUAGCAGAACCCACCCAAAAGGCUAGCCUGAGGGAAGCUCCUAGACUAGCAGCGUCUCCGCGUAAGGGCUCGAAGAAGGCAAAGCCCAGCGGAAAGCCUGGAGGUGCUAAAUUCGAUAUUCGUCAAGCAACUAUAAUUACUUUUGACUCUUUGGAUCUGUCUCGCUCACCCACCAUCAGUAAUCUCCGCGAUUACCUUUACGAAGAGGCCAAAUCUAAACGUGGCAUUGAAAUUGAUAGAAGCCUAAUCAGAGGCAUGAGGGCUCGAGCGAUCCCUUUGCAGUCCAACUAUUCAGACUGCGGCCUAUACCUUCUAGCAUACUUAGAGAAGUUCGUUCAGAAUCCGGACUUGUUUGUCAAGAAGCUUCUCAGAAAAGAAAUGAAGACGCAAGACGAUUGGCCGCUACUAAGGUCCGGUAUUCUUCGACGUCGACUGCGUGACUUCCUGGACGAUCUCUAUGAUGAGCAGGCGGAUUUAGACACUGAAAAAGACAGUGAAAAGAGAAUCAUGGCAGAUAGAUAUCCGAUAUCUUACCUUCUGGGGUCUUCUGCAUCGACAUCCGCCCAAAACGAAGAAUGCAGUGGCUUUCAGGAACCACAGGUCAAGGUCUCCUCAAAUUCUGAAAUAGAUCCACAAAAGUAUCCGCCUGACAAACGGAGACCAGCCUCAACCCAAUCGAGCCCCGCAGCUUACGACGGUGGCCGAGCUCUCAAAACGGAGAAAGACGGUGAGCAUAAAAUGGCACCCAGUCUUAAGGACCCAGGUGUGGAAAUCGCCUCUCCAAAUGCAACAGACAAAAUAGAAGAUGAAGGUGUCGAGGUCCAGGUCCCUGAUAGUCAGGAGGUAAUUGAGGAAAUUAGCUCUCAUUCAGCGAAGAUACCCAAGGAGGAAGACGGAUCUCCAAGCAAUUUAGCAGCGAUGAAGCCGGUGGACCACAAAAUGCGCUCGGUCGACGAUAAAAAAACAAAAAAGGCUGGACAGCCAGCGAAGCUUCCGACAGUCGAAGUGCAGAUUAUACCACCGUCUUAUCAAGGCGACAUGAAAUAUCAGCGCUCUGCCAGACAGAAACCCAAAUAG
Aspergillus oryzae RIB40 is the source of this 3771-nucleotide messenger RNA. RefSeq lists its product as uncharacterized. The record is from RefSeq and is a predicted model, not a curated record. Gene Ontology annotation, molecular function: SUMO-specific endopeptidase activity. Gene Ontology annotation, biological process: protein desumoylation. NCBI's taxonomy places the organism in Eukaryota, Fungi, Ascomycota, Eurotiomycetes, Eurotiales, Aspergillaceae. The coding region runs from base 1 to 3771 and encodes 1256 amino acids. Gene Ontology annotation, cellular component: nucleus; cytoplasm. The transcript is spliced from 9 exons.